UCCCUUUUUUGUCAAGAGCCAGCUUAUGAGAAUACAUUUGACAGCUAUAACAAAUGAAUCACGCUUCAACUUCUCUGCCCCCAAGGAGGAAGCAUAUUUCAAAAUGCUCGGUGAGGAUGAGCUGCUUGCCAGCAGAAUGAAAGAGAACCACUUUAGGAAUAAGGAUAAGAAAAGUCGGCUCAGUCUACUUCUCACAAAGUCUGGAUCUCAUGAAAAUGUCAGUCCUGAGAAGAAACCACCAGCUAAAACUGUCCACAUUGCACCGGACGUGGCUCUGAGAUGGAGUAAUUCAUUUGAGGAGUUGAUGAAUCACUCAGAUGGGGUAGAAACCUUCACUCAGUUUCUGCGCACAGAGUUCAGCGAGGAGAACAUUGAGUUUUGGUUAGCCUGUGAAGACUUCAAGACUACUGAGUCUGCCACCAAACUCCUGUCGAAUGCCAAACAGAUAUAUGCUGUUUUCAUUGACAAGGAAGCUCCCAAAGAGAUCAACAUUGAUCACACAACCAAGGCUGACAUUGAGAAGAACAUCCUACAGCCCACCCAUUUCUGCUUUGAUGUAGCUCAAGAUAAAAUCUAUGGCUUGAUGAAAAGAGACUGCUAUCCACGAUUCCUCACCUCUGACAUCUACUUGACCCUCACGAAGAGGAAAGGCCCAGUGACUAUGACCAGGAGACGGUCUCGCUCCUUUGUGUUUACUAAACGUGCUGAAGGCACAGCUGCCUGGUUGUAGAUUUGUACUGUAGAGUUUUUGUUUAUGUAAUUUUUUUUGUGUGUGUGUUAUAUUGUCAAUAGCACUUGAUGAUGUGACAUACAUCUCUUAUCUAUUUAUUAACAAUACUUACUGUAGGUUUGUAUUUAAAUACUAAUUAUAAUUUACAUAUGGCUCUUCUUUUAGGAUUUCAUGCCAAGCUAAUUUAAUUUUCAUGUUUAGAAUGCCUAAAAAAUUGUAAAGUGUACAUAUUUGUUUUAUGAUAAAAGUUUGC
Myxocyprinus asiaticus (Chinese sucker) is the source of this 983-nucleotide messenger RNA. Its product is annotated as regulator of G-protein signaling 21-like. Bases 26 to 730 code for a protein of 234 amino acids. NCBI's taxonomy places the organism in Eukaryota, Metazoa, Chordata, Actinopteri, Cypriniformes, Catostomidae. The transcript has 6 exons. The record is from RefSeq and is a predicted model, not a curated record.